Molecule: messenger RNA, 2699 nt
Organism: Saimiri boliviensis boliviensis (Bolivian squirrel monkey)
Lineage: Eukaryota; Metazoa; Chordata; Mammalia; Primates; Cebidae
Source: RefSeq, a predicted model, not a curated record
AGGGGCGUGGCCCGGGCCGGGGGCGGGGCGAGGGACAGCCAGGAGGCGGAAGUUCCCGCGGGCCGUGGGGACGGCGCCCGCUAGGCGAGUCACUUGUCAGCCCUCGUCUGAGGCGGAGGCAGCGCCGCGCCGGACCCGAGCAUCUUUCAUUUUCUGUCAUUGGACUUUGAGCCAUUUAGAACCAUGAGCAACUACAGUGUGUCACUGGUUGGCCCAGCUCCUUGGGGUUUCAGGCUGCAAGGCGGCAAGGAUUUCAACAUGCCUCUGACAAUUUCUAGUCUAAAAGAUGGCGGCAAGGCAGCCCAGGCAAAUGUAAGAAUAGGUGAUGUGGUUCUCACCAUUGAUGGAAUAAGUGCACAAGGAAUGACUCAUCUUGAAGCCCAGAAUAAGAUUAAGGGUUGUACAGGCUCUUUGAAUAUGACUCUGCAAAGAGCAUCUGCUACACCCAAGUCUGAGCCAGUUCCUGUUCAAAAGCCCACAGUCACCAGCGUGUGUUCCGAGACUUCUCAGGAGCUAGCAGAGGGACAGAGAAGAGGAUCCCAGGGUGACAGUAAACAACAAAAUGGGAAAAUUCCACCUAAACGCCCACCAAGAAAACACAUUGUGGAGCGCAAUACAGAGUUUUAUCAUAUACCCACUCACAGUGAUGCCAGCAAGAAGAGACUGAUUGAGGAUACUGAAGACUGGCGUCCAAGGACUGGAACAACUCAGUCUCGCUCUUUCCGAAUCCUUGCCCAGAUCACUGGGACUGAACAUUUGAAAGAAUCUGAAACCGAUAAUACAAAGAAGGCAAAGUUUGACAGUUCUCUGGAAGACCUACCUAAGAGUGGACUGCACCCACCUGCAACUCCUCAGGUGUUAACUAUUGGUAGCCAAGUGGCCACACUUUCUAAAGUAGCAACUACUUAUUCUAGUUUAAGCUGCUCCACAGGAAGUGUGGAAGAUUCUUUUGAAGGUUUUCUAAACUUUUCUACCUUCUUUUCUCCUGCUAGAUACAGUGCUGCAGUUCUGAGCAGGGCAGCUGCUACUGUGUCCGCUGUUAUUGCUGCAAAAACCAGGCUCUACACUCCUGAAAGAUACCACUCAAUCCUGGAUGCACUUUGCAUCAGCCCUGUCUCCAAGCCUUUAGCUUUUUCCUAUCUGCAGUCCUCAAGGAAAUCGACUGGCUCUAUCCAUGUUAGGAAAACAAGUAACUCUCAGGAGCCUUCUCCACAGUUGGCUUCCUCAGUAGCUUCCACACGGAGCAUGCUGGAAAGCCUGGACAGCCCAGCCCCUGGCAGACCCGGGGUGGCCAGCCUCGCCACUGCAGCUGCCUUCAAACCUGUAGGAUCCACCAGUAUCAUCAAGUCACCAAGCUGGCAACGGCCAAACCAAGCAGUACCUUCCACUGGAAGAAUCUCAAACAGUGCUACUUCCUCAGGAGCAGUGGCACCAGCCAACUCAGCUUUGGGACAACCUCAGCCAAGCGACCAGGACACUUUAGUGCAAAGAGCUGAGCACAUUCCAGCAGGGAAACGAACUCCAAUGUGUGCCCACUGUAACCAGGUCAUCAGAGGACCAUUCUUAGUGGCACUGGGGAAAUCUUGGCACCCGGAAGAAUUUAACUGUGCUCACUGCAAAAAUACAAUGGCCUACAUUGGAUUUGUAGAGGAAAAAGGAGCCCUAUAUUGUGAGCUUUGCUAUGAGAAAUUCUUCGCUCCUGAGUGUGGUAGAUGCCAAAGGAAGAUCCUUGGAGAAGUCAUCAAUGCGUUAAAACAAACUUGGCAUGUUUCCUGUUUCGUGUGUGUAGCCUGUGGAAAGCCCAUUCGGAACAAUGUUUUUCACCUGGAGGAUGGUGAACCCUACUGUGAGACUGAUUAUUAUGCCCUCUUUGGUACUAUAUGCCAUGGAUGUGAGUUUCCCAUAGAAGCUGGUGACAUGUUCCUGGAAGCUCUGGGCUACACCUGGCAUGACACUUGCUUUGUAUGCUCAGUGUGUUGUGAAAGUUUGGAAGGUCAGACCUUUUUCUCCAAGAAGGACAAGCCACUGUGUAAGAAACAUGCUCAUUCUGUGAAUUUUUGAAAGUCAACAGUUCAGGAGAAGAGAAGAAAUUUGAAGAGAAAAAGGAAAAUUAAAAUUACUAAUUAAUUUUUAGAUUCAAUAUUUAUAUGGAGUUUUGAAAAAUCAUAGUGGCCCUGAAGGAAUAAAUUCCAGCUUUAAAAACCAAGUCUGAGGAAAUAGUUGGCUUCAUAAAGUAAAGAGACAGUUUGGCAUUUAUUAUUACUUUUUCCUGUAUUUUAUGCCCAUAAUAUAACUUUUAUAAAAACCAAUUUCCUGAUGGACUAUUAAAUUCAUCUUAGAAUAAAUUAGUGAAGAAUUAAAUUUUAGAAUAAAUAAUCCGAUCUGAAAUAAUUAUACCUUCUUUCCUGUUAGGUAGUUACAAGAAAAUCCACAAAAGGCAAUGAAAAUGCCUUUAAUUAUAUCAAUAAGAGAACCAUUUUUUAAAAAACUAAUACUUAUCUUUAAAAUAGUAAAUAGGAUUUUAAACAGAGAAUUUUAUCAGUAGUAGAUGUCAGUUUUUUAAAAUUGCUUGUAGGCCAGGUGUAGUGGCUCACACCUGUAAUCCUAGCACUUUGGGAGGCUAAGGUGGGCGGAUCACCUGAGGUCAAGAGCUCGAGACCAGCCUGGCCAACGUGGUGAAACCCCAUCUCUACUAAAAA